Molecule: messenger RNA, 2085 nt
Organism: Suillus discolor
Lineage: Eukaryota; Fungi; Basidiomycota; Agaricomycetes; Boletales; Suillaceae
Exons: 6
Coding region: 1-2085 (694 amino acids)
Source: RefSeq, a predicted model, not a curated record
AUGGCAGCCAUAGAUCAUUUCCUAGGGAUAGAACUGAUCAAAGCCUUACCGCUCUCCUUUCACACGGCGAAAGAGCUACGGGGUCGUGCUGAGCUUCUACCUUCUGGCCCCAAGUGGCAAUAUCAUAUCAUUUCCACCGAACAUCCAAUGAAACUACCUGUGCACUUGUAUUGGCGCGAUCCACUGGACUGUAUCGAGUUGCUCUUCAACAAUCCUAGAUUUGCCAAGGAUAUUGACUUCAUCCCUGAAUGCAUAUACACCAUGGCGGAGCACAUGGUACGAAUAUAUGACGAAUGGAUGACUGGCGACACAGCCUGGAUGAUGCAGUCUGAACUUCCAGAGGGUUCUACGUUACUUGGUGUAAUACUUUCCUCUGAUAAGACCAAUAUCACAAACAUGACCGUUCGAAAUAAGGCAUCAUCGCACGCUUUCCUUCUCACAGCCCUGCUUCCCAUUGCUGAGUUUGUACAUCCAGUCAAGCGUAUGCAAGGUGUUUUAGAAGCUCACCUAAUCCAUCAAUGUCUUGACAUUGUCCUUGAGCCACUCAAGCAGGCUGCACACAUUGGGUGUAUGAUGUCGGACCCAGUCAGAAACCUUAGAUAUUGCUUCACUCCCCUGACCUCGUAUAUUGUGGAUACACCCGAGGCAGCCAUGCUUGCCUGUCAAUUCAGUGAUGGCUUUCAACACCCCCCAUGCACAGCAAAAACCACCCUCACACAGCUCAAGAGCAUCAAAUCUAUGUGCGACCCUCGAAAUUUUGAAGACUUCUUUGCUGCCUAUGAGCCCUACCACCUCAGCGGUGUUGUUGAUCCGUUCUGGCACAACUGGCCAUUCACAGAUCCAACUCGGUUUCUGACUCUGGAAGCAUUGCACCAUUGGCAUCGUGAAUUCUAUGAUCACAAUGUACAGUGGUGUAUCAGAAUCAUUGGCACGGAGGAGCUUGACUUUCAUUUCUCUGUCUUACAACCACUCGUGACAUUCAGACAUUUCAAACAGGGUAUCUUGAUGCUCAAGCAAGUCACUGGAAGAGCACAGCGGGACAUGCAGCAUUAUCUUGUUGCUGUAAUUGUGGAUGCCGCACCUCCGGGCGUUGUCAUUGCUGUACGUGCAUUAAUGGACUUCCAUUACUUAUCACAAGCAGUAACAAUCAGUUCAAACCAAUGUCAAAAGAUCCUUGAUGCUCUCAAAACAUUUCACAAUCACAAACAUCAAAUUAUUGUGCACGGUGGGUGUCAGGGUGCCAAGAGCAAAAACAUCCUUGACAACUGGUACAUUCCGAAACUCGAAUUGAUGCAAAGUGUUGUGCUAAGUGUCUAUCAAGAUCCAGCAGAAUUGACAAAUAACCAGAACUAUGAUCCCCAGAUAUGUCAAUAUCUGGAUCACAUCGAAAAAUGUCAACAUUUUCAUACUGCAACAUCUAUUGCACAGCAAUUGCAGUCUCAGAUGGAUACUGCCACCACUGGAUAUGGAGAUGAUGACUUGGAUGAUGGGAUCAAUGAUGACAAGGGCGCUGAUGAGGCAGACGAUCUACAGGCUACCAUUAGUGAUCUCUGGGGGACAGGCUGUGUUAUAACGAAUUUCUUCAAGAAAGCACAGCUUGCUUCAUCGUCCACCACAGCACCCAGACCACUCUGCACGUUCAUCGCUGGCUCCACUACCAUACAUCUUAAUUUUUACCCCUCGUUACGAUGUCAAGCUAUCGACAAUGUCGCCGAGAAGUUCUGUUUGCCUGACUUGCGAGCAGCACUCGCCAAUUACAUUCAACGUGAGGGUCAGAUUGUUCAAAACCUUUGUGUCUACAAGUUGACAGGACAACAUCGAGCAUCACCAAACAUGAAUCUUCCAUUCAAGCACCUUGAUAUUUGGUUCAAAGUGUGUGUACAGCAGAUGCCACAUGACACCGGGUCAGCCCUCCUUCCUGCUCUGACAGUCAGUGCAUCUCUGCCAGAUGCUAACUGGAAGCAUGGCCGCUAUGAUGCUGCCAUAUUUACUGUUGAUGGAACUGAACAAUGGCCUGCUAGUGGGCUUCAAGGUGACUUAACAUAUGCUUCAGUGUUUUUUGUACUGAGGAACACAAUCUACUAG